AUGAAACUGAAAGAAGACCUGAACCCUAUGCUGCUGCUCCUCUUCCACCUCAUGGUGUGGAUCUACACCAUCAUCACCUUCCUACCUUCUUACCUCCUCAGCUGGGUUUCUGGACCUGACGGGAGCUUCUAUGGCUCUGAGGAGGAGAGAGCCAAGAGAGUGAAAGCUCGCUCUGUCCUGGGACGUCCCGAAGGACCCUACCGAGCAGUGAGUGCAAUGAAGAAGCUGGUUACAUCUCUGCAUCCAGGAGUGGACACACUGGAUAAAAUGUUUGAGUAUGCAGCCAUGAGGUUCCCCGACAGAGACUGCCUUGGGACGAGGGAGGUGAUUAGCACUGAAGAUGAGCGACAGGGCAACGGGAAGGUGUUCAAGAAGGUAGUUCUUGGUGAGUACCGCUGGCUCUCCUACAAGGACGCCCUCACAGCAGCCACCCAGCUGGGCAGUGGUCUGGCAGCGUUGGGACAGCGGCCUAAAACCAACAUUGCCAUCUUCUGUGAGACACGAGCAGAGUGGAUAAUAGCUGCCCAGGCUUGUUUCACAUACAACUUCCCAUUGGUCACCAUUUACUCCACACUGGGAGGUCCAGCCAUUGCCCACGGGCUGAAUGAGACUCAAGUCACCCACAUCAUCACCAGCAAAGAGCUCCUGGAGAGCAGACUCAAGGUCAUCCUAACUGAAGUUCCGAGGCUGCAACAUAUCAUCAUUGUGGACAACACGCCGACCACUUGGCCCGGCUAUCCAUGUGGCAUCAGCAUCCACAACAUGGCUGCGGUUCAGAAGCUGGGAGCCAGGCAUGAGAAAGCAGCACGUGAGCGUAAAGCCCCGCUGCCCUCAGACAUUGCAGUCAUCAUGUACACCAGCGGAUCCACAGGCAUUCCAAAGGGUGUUAUGAUCUCCCACAGCAACAUCAUCGCUGGGAUCACAGGAAUGGCCGAGAGGAUACCCAACCUGUGUGAAGAAGACACCUAUAUUGGCUACCUGCCUCUUGCCCAUGUACUGGAGCUUAGUGCAGAGCUCGUAUGUGUGUCUCAUGGCUGUAGAAUCGGCUAUUCAUCACCUCAGACCCUCGCUGACCAGUCCACAAAGAUAAAGAAAGGAAGCAAAGGAGACACCAGCAUGCUGCAACCCACUCUGAUGGCAGCUGUCCCGGAGAUCAUGGACCGGAUCUAUAAGAACGUGAUGACCAAGGUCGAGGAGAUGAACUGUGUUCAGCGAACACUCUUCAUUCUGGCAUACAACUACAAACUGGAGCAGCUUACCAAAGGAUACAGCACACCACUGUGUGACAAGCUGGUGUUCAGGAAAGUUCGCUCUCUGCUAGGAGGACGGACGCGGGUCUUGUUAUCAGGUGGAGCGCCACUCUCAGCAGCCACACAGCGCUUCAUGAAUGUGUGUUUUUGCUGCCCAGUGGGUCAAGGAUACGGCCUGACAGAGACCUGCGGUGCUGGAACCAUUAGCGAGCUGUGGGAUUACAGCACUGGGAGAGUGGGAGGACCGCUGGUGUGCUGUGAGAUCAAGCUUCAAGACUGGGUGGAGGGUGGUUACCGUAGCACUGAUAAGCCCCAUCCUAGGGGAGAGAUUCUCAUUGGUGGGCCCAACGUGACCAUGGGAUACUACAAGAAGGAAGCGAAAAACCAAGACGACUUCUUUGUAGACGAGAACGGCCAGCGUUGGUUCUGUACAGGAGACAUUGGAGAGUUUCAGGAAGACGGGUGUCUCAAGAUCAUUGAUCGUAAGAAAGACUUGGUGAAGCUGCAGGCAGGAGAGUACGUCUCCCUGGGAAAGGUGGAGGCUACGUUGAAGAAUUGUUCUCUGAUUGAUAACAUCUGCGCCUAUGCCAACAGUGAUGAGACAUAUGUGAUUGGCUUUGUGGUGCCCAAUCAGAAGCAGCUACUGGCUCUGGUUGACCAGUACGGUAUCCGAGGGUCGUGGGAGGAGCUGUGCAACAGCAAAGCUGUGGAGGAGCUCGUCCUCAAGGUUAUCACAGAGGCCGCACUGGCAGCCCAGCUAGAGCGCUUUGAGAUCCCCCGCAAGAUCCGGCUGAGCCCAGAACCGUGGACACCCGAGACAGGAUUAGUGACUGAUGCAUUCAAGCUCAAACGCAAGGAGCUGAAAACACAUUACCAGGAUGACAUAGAGAGAAUGUACGGUGGAAAAUGAUAACCAACACAGACCCCAGACUAGAACAAUACUUGACUCUGAAACACUCCCAGUGCCCCCCCAUUCCUAUGGUCUGCAUUCAAAGAGCUACAGCAGCAUAAAUCUGUGCUAAAUCUUAUUGUUUCUAAGAUCUCACAGAAAGAAAGAUUAACCAGUUUCACAGAUGAAACAGCUUUUACUUGAAUUUGUUAUGAAAGACCUUUUCCCUUUUUUUCCAUCCAGGUGUGCGGCCCUUUUGCAGAGGUCUUUAUUGCUCCAGAUGUGAGUUAUGAAACAGAGUGUGCUUUAGCUGGUGUCAUCUGUUGAACUCCUGUCCGAGUGCCACAGCAGAAGCUCAGGUUGCUUUGUUGCCUCGGUGCUUUUUGCUCACCUGCAAGACGCUACAUUUGAUUUAUGGGUCUAAAUCAGUUCACUUUGAUCCUCUUCUAAAACUUUAAUUAAAAAUUUCUAAUUUCCUUUUGCGUUUCCUGCAGGUCAGGAGACGGUUAAUUUUUUUCUUUCUCAUCUUUAACUUGUUUUGUGUUCUGUCGGUGGUUUGUUUUGCCUCCCUCCCACAGUCACACUGUGACUCCCACGCUCGUGGGGUAUCUCUCCAAUCAGCACGCUGUGAAACUAAAAGCACAAAGUCAUUUGAGGUCAAAUGAAAACAGGUUGGUAAAAAAAAAAAACCAUCAUUUUAUGCAGUGUAAUGAUUUUUAUCUUUCAUCAGUGAUUCUAUUUUAGGAAAAUGACCAAAUUGUUACUAAAAGGCCUUUUAAAAAAGAAAAGAAAUAAAAGUGCAUGUUUAGUCUAUUGAAUUUCCUACAGUGACUGAGUAUAUGUGUCAGUGUGUACUGACCACAGUGUGCUUGUAUUACAGAUGAAAUGACUGUGUAAUCAUUGUUGUAAUGCAGUGUGAAAAUAGAUCAAAUCUGCCCAAGCAAGCCAGUUGAUUACAGACAGAACCUAAAUAAAACUUUGUGUGUGUGUGUGUGUGUGUGUGUGUGUGUGUGUGUGUGUGUGUGUGUGUGUGUGUGUGUGUGUGUGUGGAGAACAAGCAAAUUUACGUAAGUGUGACUUUUGGCUGAGCGGCAGUUAUUUUGUUUAAAGCCUUGUCAUACGUUUCGUCUUUUUUGCAUGAAAAUGACCAAGUGUGUAACUCCAUGUACACACCCCUCACAGCCUUUUGCCUUUUUUGUAAUUCUUGACUGAUUAACUGGAUGUUCCUCCUUAAUCAUACAUGUGUUUAUCAGAGAAGCAAAUGAAUAGGUUGUAUUUUAACUUAAGUUAUAUUAUCAUAAACCAGUUUUGUAACUGAUUGCACUCUUUUGCUGCAAUGGGAGCCUGCCUUGUAACACGAUACAGUUGGACAGGUGGACCGAUAUAUCUGAUGAGCCAUCUCCUAGGUGUGAUGGCCCUCAGGUGCACAACACAACAACAAAAAGGAAAACAUAACAUUUUAGCAAACACGGUAUUUCAGUUCAUGGAAACAGGGAUCAUGUUUAAGGUUUUUCUUUAUUCUACUCUUAGAAUAGUGUCCUAUAUAUUUUGUUAUGUUGAAAGAAACUAGAAACACAUUUAACGUAUUGGGCCACAUCUCUUAAUCUUUGACUUCAGGUGUUUUCAGUCCCAUUGCAACAUGUGAAUAAAAUCACGCUCCUCGCUGUGCAGUCUGCCUUUACAAACAUUUAUGAAAGAAUGGGUCGUUCUAAAGGGCUCACUGAAUUCCACCGUUGCAAUAAGUCAGUUUGUGAAAUGUCUUUCCUUCUAGAUAUUCCACAGUGAACUGUGAGUGGUACUGCUGCAAAGUGGAAGCAUUUAGGAACCACAGCAACUCUGCUGACGAGAUACAACCCACCUCUGGUAUUAACAUCAGCACAAAAAGUGUGCAGAGAGAGCUUCAUGGCAUGGGUUUCUAUGACCAAGCAGCUCCUGUAGGUGUAAUGUAUUUUGUCUAUAUAAUGUACAUCAUAUGAAUAUCUUACAUGUUAAAAUAUUCCCUUAGGGUCCAACCUCCUCUUCCAUCCCUUCAGUUUAAAAUUUACACAAGGACACUGCUGACAGUAACAUGGAAACAUGUGAGGGUCUUUGGUUCCAUCCAUUCAAAAUCUUAAAACAUUUUCCCCACCCUUUCCAUAAAGUGAAAUGUUGCUUUGGUUUUGUUGUUGGUGUUGUGUUAUCCACCUCAGGGCUGCUGAACCUCGAGAAUUCAGCCUACUAAACAAUCAGCCUGUCAAGUGCAAUUGAAAGUGUGAGCUAAUAGGAACUAGCAGAUGGAGCUGAGGCAUAUCACGCACCUUCCUAUUGCAUCUUUAUUUGUUGCCGUCUGAUCAGUUGGUGUCGAAAAUCAAUAUGAAUUCAAAAAUCAUGUUAGAGAAUUAGACCAAAACUGUAUGUAUGGUUUUGUUACCCAUUUGCCUGAAUAGAGGCUGCAAGUGGAAGUGUUUAUCUGAUUGCCGGUUCGGUUAGGUCUUUUGGCUUGCCUGCUCCAUCUGGUUUAAUACCAAAAACGAUCCUAGUAUUCCUUUCCAUAACAAAGUCUUCCAUGAUUUCAUUUACUGAAAAGGGCAAGUGGGGUGGUGAGCUCCCCACCACACCACAUCGUGCGUGUGCUGCACACCCAGCUACAUGAAUAUUUGUGAAUCACUGGUUUGCCUGUUGGAAAGCUGUAACAUAUCGCCCAGCCCUGUAACAAAAAUACAUCCGAUUAUUUAUUCAUAAAUAAUUUGAUGCCUUCUCAAAUGAAGUAAAUAAAGAUUGUUUUUGGUCUCCUU
Messenger RNA from Archocentrus centrarchus (flier cichlid), 4913 nucleotides. RefSeq names its product acyl-CoA synthetase long chain family member 3a (gene acsl3a). Gene Ontology annotation, cellular component: lipid droplet; endoplasmic reticulum; plasma membrane. Gene Ontology annotation, molecular function: long-chain fatty acid-CoA ligase activity. The record is from RefSeq and is a predicted model, not a curated record. The transcript is spliced from 14 exons. NCBI's taxonomy places the organism in Eukaryota, Metazoa, Chordata, Actinopteri, Cichliformes, Cichlidae. Gene Ontology annotation, biological process: long-chain fatty-acyl-CoA metabolic process; neuron differentiation; long-chain fatty acid metabolic process. The coding region runs from base 1 to 2160 and encodes 719 amino acids.